Messenger RNA from Cucumis melo (muskmelon), 3778 nucleotides. Its product is annotated as protein EXECUTER 1, chloroplastic. Gene Ontology annotation, cellular component: thylakoid membrane. The record is from RefSeq and is a predicted model, not a curated record. The coding region runs from base 588 to 2675 and encodes 695 amino acids. Gene Ontology annotation, biological process: response to singlet oxygen; singlet oxygen-mediated programmed cell death. The transcript has 12 exons. Lineage: Eukaryota; Viridiplantae; Streptophyta; Magnoliopsida; Cucurbitales; Cucurbitaceae.
CUCGAUUAUUGAGAAAACACUUCUAAACAACAUCAAAGCAAACAAUUAAAAUGUAAACCAGCCUAAGACCCUUGAAACAAUACUUUUCAAGUGCUAUCACUCAUUGUGAAAUAGUCCCUCAAGCUCAAGUGUGAAUUCCAAGUCCAAUAAAACUUAUUAGCUUGUCCUUCCUUAGAAGGCCAUAUAUACUAAAUGUGGGGGUAAAUUGAUUGGUAUACACAACAAUAGAACAUGAAAGCUAAAUAUGGCUUUGAUGGAGAUGAGUCAAACAAUUCAAGGAAAAAAGAAAAGAAAAAGAAAAAGAAAAAGGAAAAACUCCCAUUUUGUCAAGAUUCUAUGUUGAGCAUCACCAUACAAAAAGGAAGAACUCAAAUGGAAUUUCUUACCCCAAAACAUCAUUCCUUAUCCUCUCUCUCAUACUUCACAAAUACAGAGAUGAAAUCACAAAGUUACAAAAUGGGUAUCGCAAGUUUCGAUCUUUCCACUUACCCAUCUCAUAGUUUCUAGCCUUUCACUCCCUCUAAUCUCAAAUUAUUCUCUCUGAAAAAGCUACGUACAGGCACCACAGAUACGGGUCUCAUUCAUCCAUGGCUUCCAUUUCUCCACCCACUCCCCAUCAGCUCUUCUUCUCCACCCCAAAAUUCCAUUACCCAACUCCAUUUUUGAAACCAUAUGCACCAUCCCCGCCAUCCCAAUACCAUACCAUCUGCCACUGCCACAACCCUGAUUCUCCUUCUCCGUCAGAACCUUCCCUUCCAUGGGGAUGGGGCUCUGCACUUCAGGACCUCUUUCAAACGGCUUUCAGACGUUUCGAUUCUCUGGUGAACAACCGUAACGAUGGCUCUAAGGACACGCGUCCCAACGGUGAGGCUCUGCAGGGGCGGGGUGUAGUUGGAGCUGACAAGAAAGAUGUGGACGAUGAUCGGAGUUGGGAUUGGGAUCGGUGGCGCAAGCAUUUUGAUGAGGUCGACGAGCAGGAACGCCUCGUUUCUUUUCUUAAGUCGCGUUUAAGUCAUGCGGUAUAUGCAGAGGACUAUCAGGAUGCUGCUAGGCUCAAGGUAGCGAUUGCGGCUUUGGCUACAAACGACACUGUUGGCAGAGCAAUGUCUUAUCUCCAUAGAGCUAUAGAGGAGGAGCGGUACCAUGAUGCGGCCUUCAUCCGGGACAAUGCUGGCGCUGGGUUGGUUGGAUGGUGGUCUGGCAUUUCAAAAGACAAUCACAAUUCUCGUGGUCUGAUUAUUCGAAUAACUGCUGAACAUGGAAGAUACGUUGCUAGAAGUUACAGUCCUCGACAGCUUGCCACAGCUGCAGAUGGUGUCCCCUUGUUUGAGAUUUUUCUCAGAGUGAACAAAAUGGGCGAAUAUAAACAGCAGGCUGUGUACUUGAAGCGAAAAGGAGUUUUAUCUGAUAAUUCAAAUGGUCCGUUUAAAGGAUUAGAUUCACCUAGUGUAUUAAAUCCCUUGGACCCCAUUGAAGAAAAAGACGAUCUUUUCAUUAUAGGUGGUGAAGAAGCUGAAGAUGUUGACAUUAGGAGUGAAGAUUCUGAUAUAGCUGUUGGAUUUCCAGUCUUUCAGAAUAUCUUGAGAGAUAUGAUUCCUGGAGUGAAGGUCAAGGUUUUGAAGCUGUCAACUCCUGGAAAGGUUGACAAAGACGUGAUAUCUAAGGUGAUUGAGCAAAUAAUUGAGGAGGAAGAAGAUGAAGAAGAGGAAGAUGAGGACGAUGGAGAAAGUGAGAAAGAUACUGACUUUGAAGAUUUAGAAGUGGAAGAUAAGAUUAAGGAUGACCACCAAGAGAAAGAUGCUGGCUUGGAUGCUGAUGAUGGUUUCCUUGAAAAUCAGGGACGAAAUGAAGUUGCCGUCAAAAUCAUUGUUGGUGGUUUAGUGCAGAAGCUUUCUGGCGGUGUUUCUUCUAAAAAUGUAAGAGUGCCUGCAAAAUUAGAAAAGAAGGGGCGUUCUUCAUUUUCUUUCUCCAUUGAGAAUGAUGUGAACGAGCAUGACUCCCUUGGAAAGGAACUAAAGUCAGUGGAUAGGAAGUCCAAGCCUCGAGGUCAAGGUAGCAUUGACCAUGUUAUGCUUGAUUUAGCCAAAUUUGUUGGCAAAGAGAAGAUACCGUUGAAGGCACUCAAAGAUUUGAGUGAGUUAAUAAAGCUAUCCAUCAGCCAGGCACAAAACUAUCAACCUCUUUCUGGAUCCACCAGUUUCGAUCGCAUUGAAAUUCCCACUUCUUCAGAUCCUCUAAAUGGACUGUACAUAGGGGCACAUGGAAUAUAUACAUCAGAAAUUAUUCAUCUAAGACGCAGAUUUGGUCGAUGGCAAGAGGACGGAGGAGGGGAUAAGGAGCCUUCAAAGCUUGAAUUUUAUGAAUAUGUAGAAGCCUGGAAAGUUAUUGGGGAUCCAUACGUACCCGCUGGAAAGGUGGCAUUUCGGGCAAAGGUUGGAAAAAGAUACCAACUUCCUCAUAAAGGGAUCAUUCCCGAAGAAUUUGGAGUGGUGGCUAGAUAUAAAGGACAAGGUAGGCUAGCUGAGCCAGGUUUUCGCAAUCCACGAUGGGUUGAUGGUGAACUUGUUAUUCUUGAUGGAAAGUACAUCAAAGGGGGACCUGUUGUUGGAUUUGUUUAUUGGGCUCCUGAAUUUCAUUUCCUGGUGUUUUUUAAUCGGUUGAGGCUGCAAGAGUAGAUUUCAUCUUAUUUUAACCUGAAAUCUUGUGCUUGUCAAUUCAUUUGUGCUUCCACCGAUUCUUUAAGGGUGUGUGAAAGCUUGUCCCUAGGUAGGGGUAGCUCCCAGGAUAGUGAAGGGUUGAAGUAAGGCACCCUCUCCAAAUCGCACAGAGGUGCUUUAGUACAAGUGCACACACAAAUCAAUGUGCUUUGAAGCCAUGAAAAAUUUCUUAAAUACUAGCAGGAAAUUUUCUACUUUCCUUGAUUACCACAAAAAUUCCAUUUUCUUAUAAUUUUAUUAUUUUAUAUACUUUUCAAUGCAUCAAAAAGUACAUACUUUCUCUAUCGUGCUCUUCAAAAAGUGCACAUGCAUUUUUCUUUUCGCCUGGCAAUUAAGCUCUAGAGAAGGCUGUUGCAUUGUAGUGUCUGUGACUUGAACUAAAAAAAACGUUUAACGAUCCAGAGUUAACAAAUCAAUUGAAAAUUUAGAAUUUCUAUUGGGUUGUUUUCAAAUAUAGCAAAAUGAGCUAAAAUAAUUACAAAAUAUUGCAAUAUUUUAGAUUCUAUCGAUGAUAGAUACUAAUAGAAGUCGAUUUCUAUCCGGAUCUAUCAUUUAUAGAUUAUGAAAUUUUGCUACAUUUGUAUAUAUUUUCAACUGUUUUGCUAUUUGAAAUAAUUUUCCAUUUCUAAAUUAAACCAUCCGAAAACCUUGUUUCUUUGAAAAUUUUCUGCGGAAAAGCUUAAAGGAAGUUUUUAAUUAGAUGCCAUAAGUUCCUUCCAUGGUACUCAAGUUCUACAUAGCAUUGGUUUGAAAGAGUUCAAUGGUUUUUGCAUAAUAUGUCCAUUCCAUGGUUUGUUUUAUUUCAGCUCGAUUUCAAGCUUCUUCACGUUCCAUCUGCAUUGUUUUUAGUUCUCCUGCUUAGUCUUUUUCUUUUCCCUUUUAGUUUCCUUGUACUUUGAUCAUUAAGCAUUAGUCUCCUUUCUUUCCUUAAUCAACGAAAAACUUUCUUCUUCUUCUUCUUCUUCUUCUUCUUCUUCUUCUAUCAAAGAACUCAUUUAGAUGUAGCCUUAUCCGUUUAUCAAUAAAAUCUUUUCUUAUAUUGAAGAAGAAAUUGCCAUUCA